UGCCUCAGCGGGGCUGUGCCAGUUCGCCAGCGGGUCGGUUCGGCCCGGCCUUCCGUGCUUGGCUGCUCGCCUCCUUGCCUUCCGCCUGUGGCCAGGCCGCGGCCACCAUGGCGUUGCCCGCAGGCCCCGCCACCCUCCCGCACACACUGCUGCUCCUGCCAGCGCUCCUGAGCUCAGGUUGGGGGGAGUUGGCGCCACAAAUCGAUGGCCAGGCCUGGGCUGAGCUGGCACUUCGGGAGAAUGAACGCCACCCCUUCACCUGCCGAGUGGCAGGGGUGUCUGGCACCCCCCGAUUGGCCUGGUACCUGGAUGGACAGCUGCAGGAGGCCAGCACCUCACGGCUGCUGAGUGUGGGCGGGGAGGCCUUCUCUGGAGGCACCAGCACCCUCACUGUCACUGCCCAGAGGUCCCAGCAUGAACUCAACUGCUCCCUGCAGGACCCAGGCAGUGGCCCGGCAGCCAACGCCUCCGUCAUCCUUAAUGUGCAAUUUAAACCGGAGAUUGCCCAGGUUGGGGCCAAGUACCAGGAAGCUCAGGGCCAGGGCCUCCUGGUGGUUCUUUUUGCCUUGGUCCGUGCCAACCCACCUGCCAAUGUGACAUGGAUCGACCAGGACGGGCCGGUGACUGUCAACACCUCAGACUUCCUGGUGCUGGAUGCCCGGAAUUACCCCUGGCUCACCAACCACACAGUGCAGCUGCAGCUUCGCAACCUGGCACACAACCUCUCUGUGGUCGCCACCAACGAUGUGGGGGUCACCAGUGCCUCGCUCCCAGCCCAAGGACUCCUGGCCACUCGGGUGGAAGUGCCACUGCUGGGCAUCAUUGUGGCUGGAGGGCUAUCGCUGGGCACCCUGGUGGCAUUCAGCACCUUAGUGGCCUGCCUGGUCUGCAGGAAAGAGAAGAAGACAAACGGCCCCUCCCGGCGCCCAUCUCUGCUCUCUAGUGACUCCAACAACCUGAAGCUCAACAACGUGCGGCUGCCCCGGGAGAACAUGUCCCUCCCAUCCAACCUGCAGCUCAACGACCUCACUCCCGACUCCAGAGGGAAACCAGCGGACCGACAGACAGCUUGGAAUAACAGCCGGCCAGAGCCAGAGCUUCUGGAUUCAGAGCCGGGCGGCCUCCUCACCAGCCGAGGCUUCAUCCGUCUCCCAAUGCUGGGCUACAUCUACCGAGUGUCCAGUGUGAGCAGUGAGGAGAUCUGGCUCUGAGCUGAGGGUGAGACGGAAGGUGCCCAGGCCCCUGGGCACCCUCCCCUCCAAGGCAUCCUCUGCCUGGCCAUGUUGCCAGUGAGAUGCCACUUCCACUUGUGCUUGCAUCCCUGGCUGGGGUGCUUCUGUCAUCCACAGGAAGGUUCUACUGGAUCUGAACCUGAGGGCACAGGUUGCUGACCGGACCCAAGCCCUUGUUCUGAUUCAGGUUGGGGGCCUGCAUGGGAUGCCUGUGCCACGCGGAUAGGGCUGUUUGCCUGUGUGUUCUGAUGUCAUUGGCAUCUAAGUGUGGCAUGGCCCCGGUGACGUGGGCCUGCUCUGUGCCUCCCACCAGUAUUGCUCAGCACCUCGCACAGCAGGCACAGGGACAUGCCUGGUGUGGGACUAGGAAGGCCUGCAUGUCUUGGAUUUCCUUCCCGUGCUGUGUAGCUUUGCUCACUCUGAACAUUCAGAGUCCUGCUCAUUGCAUAGAAAUAAAAUGCCCUGUGCACAGGGAGCAGCCCGUCCCUUCUGCUGGUACCUCUGUCCCCACUGUCCCCCUUCUCUUGAGCAUCAUAGGUUAUACAUUGGCCCUUUACCACUUCUUCACUGGGCACUAGACGCCCCAUUGGCCUCUGGUGGUGCUGGUGCCUGGUGUUAGCACAAUCAGGAGGAACGAAGGAGGGGAGAGCCUGGCGGCACCCAGGACAGCAUGUGGCUCUGCAUCUUUUUCUUACAGUGAUAGCACUUCCAGCACUUCUCCUGGGAGGGGGAGGGAGGGUCCCAGGGCCUCUCUGUGGCUUCCCCACAUUGGCCUUCCUGUGAUUCACUGAGGACCCUGAACCCCCCCGGGGUUGGUGGUUUCCCUCAACAUGUCUCCCCUUUAGGGGACCUCAGCUCUGACCCAUCAGCAAGAGGCCACCCUUCCUGUCCCGCCCCUUGUUCUUCAGGGGACGUCCAUAGUGGCACAUACUUCAACAGUGCUGGAAGCUUUUGGGGGACACUUUACAAAGCAACAUGGAAAUGCCUGCAAAUCAAUAGAGUGCGGAGUAUUUUUCCCUUAUCUUUUGUAAUUUAGUGCUGAGCACACGAUAAUUCAAUAAACUUGACUGAGUGAAUGUUA
This is a messenger RNA of Eptesicus fuscus (big brown bat), 2313 nucleotides long. RefSeq names its product transmembrane protein 25 (gene TMEM25). Gene Ontology annotation, biological process: negative regulation of excitatory postsynaptic potential. NCBI's taxonomy places the organism in Eukaryota, Metazoa, Chordata, Mammalia, Chiroptera, Vespertilionidae. The coding region runs from base 108 to 1211 and encodes 367 amino acids. The transcript has 9 exons. The record is from RefSeq and is a predicted model, not a curated record.